AUGGCUCCCGGAAGCUUGGGGUCCAUAAUAGCCUCAGCGCUGACUUCGGAAUCCUACAUUCAUUCACUUGCCAAACGAAUCAAUAUCCCCAUUAAUAGCGCUACCACAGAGGAGCAACUCGCAACAUCACAACAAGAUCCGUUCUCGCAGGCCUCUAAGUAUGCAUUGGGCUGGGUUUACUUCUCGGUCGUUUUAUUCGUCCUGACAUUUUUCCUCCGGUUAUAUCAAAUAUGGGGCGAUAAGAUUAGAGCCGCAUUGCGCAAGGAAGAGCUAUUUAGCCCUGGUCAAACGCUUUCGCCGCAAUCAGAUUAUGAACUUGUUACACCAAGUCCGGCAAAUUCUCAUCAAGCCUUUUUCCCUGCUACGGGCCCGCUCGUUCAGCCGCCAAAGCGAGACUCAGCUCUUUCCUCUAUAGGCUGGGUAAAUAACGGCAUUGCUUUUGCCAGAUGGAUAUUUUAUCGCCCUUUGCCAGUCAUAAAACUUGGCAAGUUAGAGAUUGUCCCUCCAUCUUUGGCAGCUGCUGUCCUCGUACUGCUUGCCUUCACCUUUGUGACACUCUACUGCUUCCUCCCUCAACCUUUGUAUUACCCUCAUAUCACUGAUGGCUCUCCGCCCCUCGCGAUUAGAGCUGGCAUGCUUGCUGUUGCGACCCUUCCGUGGAUCAUUGCCCUGAGCACAAAGCCCAAUCUCAUCAGCAUGUUCACCGGCAUUGGCCACGAGCGUUUAAACGUCCUUCACCGGUGGACUGGCUAUCUCUGCCUCUUCUUAGCUCUGGUCCACAUGGUUCCGUUUUAUAUUACUCCAGUGUGGGAGGAUGGAGCUCUUCCCCUAUUCACAUUAUUCAUUGGAGGUAACUACUACAUAUAUGGAUCGGGACUGGCUGCGCUCGCACCACUCGUCGUCCUUUGUGUUCACUCUCUACCGGUCUUGCGCAACCGAAUGUACGAGUUAUUCGUCACCUUACACAUCCCAAUCUCCAUGAUUUUCCUCGCAAUGAUGUUUUGGCACUGCAACAACUUCCUCACCUCCUGGCAUUACUUGAUUUCAACUCUCGCACUCUGGGGGGUUUCAUACCUUGCUAGGCUUUUCUACCUAAACUGGAUGAACCCGUUUCGACUUUCCUUUCUGAUCGGAGAAGAAUCAGCGGUCACCAUUCUCCCUGAAAAUGCGGUCAAGGUGACGAUACCCACCCAGAUGAAAUGGAGACCUGGCCAAUAUGUGUACCUUCGUAUGCCAGGGAUAUCUGUGCUUGAGAAUCACCCUUUCACCAUUGCCUCUCUAUGCAGUGAUGACUUUCCAUCCAGCUACGGUUCAAAGUACCGGGAUAUGACCCUUGUAUUUCGGCCCUUUGGCGGAUUUACUAGGAGGGUGCUCGAGGCCGCUUUAGAGAAAGGCCCAUACAAGACCUAUAGAGCAUUUAUAGAUGGACCCUAUGGUGGUGUCCGCAGAGAGCUGUCUUCCUUCGACGACGUCAUAUUUUUUGCUGGCGGAAGUGGGAUAACCGCCAUUGCAAGCCAGCUGCUCGAUCUAAUCAAGAGGAUGCGUGAUGGAAAAGCGCGGACUAGGACCGUAAAGGUGAUCUGGGCCCUCAAACGACCGGACACCAUGGAGUGGUUCAAGGAAGAAUUGCGGAUCUGUCGAGAAUGCGCACCACCUAAUUCUAUGAUCUGUAAUUUCUAUUUAACUGGUGCAAAACGACACGACAGAAAUUCCGAAGUGCCUUCCCAAUCGCGGCCCCAUAGCGGUAUCUUCCACGACAAACUCAACGACGUCUUUCAGGGGGUUGCUAGCAAGAGAAACUCGGCAUUUAUUCGAGAAGAAGCUGCUGGAGAUGAGGCCAAGGAGCGAGAGCUGCGACGGGAGAACGAGGAUAGCAUAUCCGCACUACCAAAUGCGCAUAUGGCCGUCCGUCCGCGUAUACAAACCGGACAUCUUAACCCAUAUUUCCCCGAGAAUCCAAACAGCUACGAGUCGUCCCCUGAGUAUAACGAUAAUCUCAACUUUGGCUUCCCCACUACUCCGACGAUGCUGCAAAAGAAUCUCAUGCGGUUUGCCUUUUUCCCCCGGCAGAAGAGGGAUGGCUGGAAAACGGAAUAUGGCCGCCCUGAUAUACCCUUUAUGUUGAAGCAGUUUUCCAAGGAGUUUGGUCGGCGUACCUGUGUCUUCGUGUGCGGGCCACCGAGCAUGCGGGUUGACGUCGCAAAUUCAGUCGCGAAACUGCAGACCAUCAUUAUGAAUGACCCAAAUAAAGACGAGUUGUUCUUGCAUACUGAAAACUAUGCAAUCUAA
This is a messenger RNA of Arthroderma uncinatum, 2289 nucleotides long. RefSeq lists its product as uncharacterized. The record is from RefSeq and is a predicted model, not a curated record. The transcript has a single exon. Gene Ontology annotation, biological process: intracellular iron ion homeostasis; iron ion transport; copper ion import. Bases 1 to 2289 code for a protein of 762 amino acids. Gene Ontology annotation, molecular function: ferric-chelate reductase activity. Gene Ontology annotation, cellular component: plasma membrane. NCBI's taxonomy places the organism in Eukaryota, Fungi, Ascomycota, Eurotiomycetes, Onygenales, Arthrodermataceae.